Molecule: messenger RNA, 1061 nt
Organism: Tarenaya hassleriana
Lineage: Eukaryota; Viridiplantae; Streptophyta; Magnoliopsida; Brassicales; Cleomaceae
Product: allene oxide cyclase 3, chloroplastic-like
Exons: 2
Coding region: 181-933 (250 amino acids)
Biological process (GO): jasmonic acid biosynthetic process
Molecular function (GO): allene-oxide cyclase activity
Source: RefSeq, a predicted model, not a curated record
AUUCAAUAAUAAAACACUUGCUAUAUAUCCAUUAUUCAACAGUCAAACACUUACUAAUAUGUAUAUAUACUAAUAAUUAAACACUUACUAUAAAUAUGUAUAUAUAUACGCAUAUAUGCAGAGACGUGAAACAACAACGAACCCACCAAAUUAUUCUCAUCAUUACAUCGUCCAAACACCAUGGCUUCUGCUACUGCGAUGUCUGCCAAAGCGAUCCCGUUGAGGAAUCUCAGCAACCGGUCUCUUAACCAUCGAAGCUCUCUUCUGGGUUUCUCCAGAUCUUUCCAAGACUUCAGGAUCUCAUCCAACGGUCCAGAUUUCUCCGCUCUAUCAAGACCCAAUUCCAAGUACUCGACCGCCGCCAGAGCCUCCAUCUGGAACUGCUUUGGUCGGGAGAAGUCUACUCCACCUAAAGUUCAAGAACUCCAUAUCUACGAGCUUAACGAAGGAGAUCGAAACAGCCCUGCCGUCCUGAAACUCGGGAACAAACAGGAGCUCUGUCUCGGAGAUCUUGUCCCUUUCACCAACAAACUCUACACCGGCGACCUCACCAAGCGCGUGGGAAUCACCGCCGGUCUCUGCGUCCUAAUUCAGCACGUGCCCGAAAAGAACGGAGACCGAUUUGAAGCCAUAUACAGCUUCUACUUCGGCGACUACGGUCAUUUGGCCGUACAGGGACCGUACCUGACGUACGAGGACACGUUCUUGUCCGUCACCGGCGGCUCCGGCAUCUUCGAGGGAGCGUACGGACAGGUCAAGCUUCGUCAGUUGGUGUAUCCGACGAAACUUUUCUACACUUUUUACUUGAAGGGUAUUGCUGAUUUGCCGGCGGAGCUCACCGGAAAACCGGUCGAGCCUUCGACGGACGUGAAGCCGUCUCCGGCGGCUCAGGCGACAGAGCCAGGCGCAACCAUCCGUAACUUUACAGACUAAAUAAAUCUCCUCUGUUUCUUCUUUCGUGUGUUUUGAUUUGCAGUUUUUCCUGUUCGGUUGUUUUCAUGAGCUGUCAGAUUUCUGUCUGAUUAAAAUAAAACUUAAUAUUGAAACUAUUACUUAUUAUA